This is a messenger RNA of Verruconis gallopava, 1268 nucleotides long. RefSeq lists its product as uncharacterized. Gene Ontology annotation, molecular function: N-acetyltransferase activity. The record is from RefSeq and is a predicted model, not a curated record. NCBI's taxonomy places the organism in Eukaryota, Fungi, Ascomycota, Dothideomycetes, Venturiales, Sympoventuriaceae. The transcript is spliced from 2 exons. The coding region runs from base 270 to 908 and encodes 212 amino acids.
CUUUCACAGAAGAUCCUCAUGCUUGAUAUGAGCGGCAGACAAAUGUACCGAGUUUUGACUUUAAAUAAAUUCUUGUUUCAAAAGGAAGCAUAGUACUUGAGAUGCCCCUCUUCUAAUCUUCUCGAAUAGGAAGGUUGCUAUUCUACGCUCUAUUGUCGAACACUGCGCCCUACCUCUACACUUUACAUGCAUGCGCCCUUUUGCCGCCCUUUGUAUAUAGAACAACAGAAAAGAUAAGGUCUUGAAAUAUUCGUGCAUUCCCUUGAUGCAUGACCACUCCUUGUCUUCUAUCACUUAGGUGCAAAUUUCAUCCUUUCCUCUACGCUGACCCAGACUCAGCCUCCGCAAUGGCCGAUUUCUCUUUGUCCUACAGUAAAGCCACAAUAUACGAUGCCAGUAUGCUCCAAUCCUUCGUCGAAGCAGGAUUCCGCGCCUCCGACACACGUCCUGGCUGGACGGGUGAUCUUCCUCAGCUCAAUGCAACGUUCACCAUGGACCUCAAAGCUCUCCAGGCCGAGCUUAUCAACCCUGAUGGGGCGAUUCUCAUCGCACGCGAAGAUUCACUCAGUGAUUCCGUUGUUGCCUGCUUCAAUAUCGCAAGGAAGUCGUCAGAUGUGGCACGUUUUGCUUGGUUUGUUGUUGCGAAGGAAUAUCAGCAGCGAGGCAUCGGACGCAAAGUCUUGGCAUAUGCAGAGGAAUACGCACAAAGAACGUGGAACAGCGUCAGAAAGCUGGAGUUGAACGCUUUGUCAAACCGUCGCGAGCUCAUAUCGUGGUAUGAGCGCAACGGAUAUUCCAGGACGGGUGUCGUCAUACCAUUUCCUGCGAAUAUCCACCCAAUUGAAUCGUUGCCUGCGAACUUGGGAUUUGUUAUGUUGGAGAAAGACUUGAGAGUGCGGCAAAACUGAUUAAGACUUUAGCAGAUUGAGAACCUACCUUGCGCUGACAUACGACGGUUGCUCAAGCUAUAUCAGCUGUCAACAGCAUAGUCCCAUGGUUCUGCGAGAGAUGAAGUUUGCAUGACUAAGCUUUGUUUGGAAUAUCUCAAAAGCAGGCGGCCAUAGUUAAGAAAUUCAAUUGCAAGAUUUGAGACCUUUGAGAUGUUCAUCUAUCACGAAAGAAGUUCAAUUUCAUUCAGGGAUUUUCGAAUAACCAACAUGAAAACGACCCGAACUUGCUUUAGAUUCGGAGCUAAGACUAAACCAUGCUCAUCGCGUCCGGCAGCAUAAAACUUGAAUUUUUGAUAUCCGAACUUGAUCUGAGAAGCA